AUGGCAGUACCAUCCGUCGCAGGCAUGGUCCACAACGAGGUGGAAUUCCAAUCUUCAAGCACGGGAGACUCAGCAUAUGGAUACCAGAUCAGCGCGAGCCCACCAUCACUCUCACCCAGCAACACUCUUCCCUCUCUCCAUCCACACACCAGCAACAGCAACAGCAAUAGCACCACUUCCAACACCAAUAUAGCCCCCUCGCCCAGCAAAGAACAAUCCCGCCACCACUCCUUCCCCUUCCCCUUCCCCUUCCCCUACACCCGAUCGCGAUCGAAGUCUCCACGGCCACCACCACCCACAGAAAUCUGCUCUCCAACCAGCACCACAUUCAACCCAUUGAAACCCAUUCAGACCCAACCGAACCCCUCGCGGAAAACCCCCAUUCACCAGCACCACAACACAUCGUCGUCCUCCUCAUCGACGACAUCGCCCCAACAACAACAACAACAAAGACGGCACUUCUCCGAAAGCUCGGUACCGACCCUGGACACCACCGCCGUCACCCCUGCGUCUCUCAGCCCGCUGCUCCCCCCAUCGUCAGUCUCGCCGACAUCGUCCCCACCGACCUCACCAGACACGACCCGCCGCGACAGCCGUAGCUGGAUCCAGAAAAAGCCGCGGAACAACAGCGGCUCGCUGUCGCCGGGCGGCUUCGGCCGGCACGGAGAUCAGUGGCUGUUCGGAGGGAUCAGCUUCACCGAGACGGCGAGGGGCAUCGUCACGCGGAAGGCCAGUAGGAGCAGGAAAUGA
This is a messenger RNA of Exophiala aquamarina CBS 119918, 750 nucleotides long. RefSeq lists its product as uncharacterized. Bases 1 to 750 code for a protein of 249 amino acids. The record is from RefSeq and is a predicted model, not a curated record. Lineage: Eukaryota; Fungi; Ascomycota; Eurotiomycetes; Chaetothyriales; Herpotrichiellaceae. The transcript has a single exon.